AUGGCCUCCCCGCCGUAUGCCACCUCGCCCAUGGCCAUGUCGCCGCCCGGCCCAUCUCCCGCGCAGCUCCCCAACAAGAAACGCUCAUCGACGCUCGAAGUCGGCGCUCCUCCCGUCAAGCGCCGCAAGCCCUCAAACAUGUCGCAGGCGUCUGCGCCGGCCCACCCCCUGCGACAGACAUCCUUCCCCCCCGAGGGGCGCUCUCCCUACGCGCGAUCCCCCUCGGUCGACGCGACCUCGAUUGUCAGCGGCAGCGCCGUCAGCGGCGUCACGGCCGGCCCCAAGAAGAAGCGCGGGCGGAAGUCCAAGUUUGCAAAGGGCGAUGACGCCGCCGACAAGACGCCCAGCCUCGCGGGCGGAAAGGCGCCCACCACGGCCAGCGGCCAGGGCGGCGAUAAGGAGGCUGAGGAAGACGACGAGGACGAGAAGGAGGAGAUGGCGCUCGAGGACGUUGUCGCGCGCACACAGGAGCAGAAGCAGGAGGAAAUCCGGCUGAGGGCCAUGCUCGUGGAAGCCUUCGACAGCGAGCAGUACAGUCGCUACGAGCUGUGGCGGGCAGCCAAGCUAUCCGACGCCGUCGUCAAGCGGGUGGUCAACGCUACCGUCUCGCAGUCGGUGCCCCAGAUGGUCAGCACAGCCGUUAAGGCGGUUGCCAAGCUGUUUGCGGGCGAAAUCAUCGAGUCGGCGCGCAACGUGCAGGGCGAAUGGAUCGCGGCCGGCGAGAAGCAAAGCGAGCUUCCGACGCCGCCGCCGGCGACGGCCGAGGAUGACCAGGCAUGCGUGCGACGGGGGCCCCUGCGGCCGGAUCACCUGCGCGAGGCGUGGCGGCGGUACAAGGUGUGCGGCGAGAGCCACGGGGUGGGCAUGCAGCAGCUGUGGCAUGCGCAGCAGGGAGACGGCGUCGAGCGGUUUUCGACGCGCACCCGCAAGCGCCUAUUCAAGUGA
This is a messenger RNA of Hirsutella rhossiliensis, 945 nucleotides long. RefSeq names its product hTAFII28-like protein. Bases 1 to 945 code for a protein of 314 amino acids. Gene Ontology annotation, cellular component: transcription factor TFIID complex; nucleus. Lineage: Eukaryota; Fungi; Ascomycota; Sordariomycetes; Hypocreales; Ophiocordycipitaceae. The transcript has 2 exons. The record is from RefSeq and is a predicted model, not a curated record. Gene Ontology annotation, biological process: RNA polymerase II preinitiation complex assembly; transcription initiation at RNA polymerase II promoter. Gene Ontology annotation, molecular function: protein heterodimerization activity; transcription coactivator activity.